This is a messenger RNA of Juglans regia (Persian walnut), 1305 nucleotides long. RefSeq lists its product as uncharacterized. NCBI's taxonomy places the organism in Eukaryota, Viridiplantae, Streptophyta, Magnoliopsida, Fagales, Juglandaceae. The transcript is spliced from 3 exons. The record is from RefSeq and is a predicted model, not a curated record. The coding region runs from base 1 to 1305 and encodes 434 amino acids.
AUGGACACUGAUAGUAGUUCGGAAGAACCCACAUCGAUGGAGACAAACAGCGAGAUGGAGGAUACAUGCUCAACUACGUCUCAGAGGAGCGAGACGGGUGAUGGAAUCUGCCCAUCUCAUUCGAGUGGAGAUGAAGCCGCAACGCAGGAGGCAAACAUCGUGUACAUGAUGUUCAUGGCAUCACAGUUGUCUGGAGCUCGAGUUCGUCUGCCCGAACACAAUAUAGGCCUACGAGGGGAUCAAUAUAUUCAAGCAGUAUUGAAUGGUAACCCCAGAACUUGCAGAACAAUGUUUCGAAUGGAGGUGCAAGCCUUCCGUUAUGUUUGUGACCUCUUACGAGACUCAUUAAUUAUGGACCGUACGGAGAGAGUGUCUGUCGAGGAAUCAUUAGGCAUAUUUUGCCUUCUGGUUGGGCAUGCACAGGGUCAACGCAUCGUUGGGGACCGAUUCCAACAUUCAAGCGAGACAAUUAACCGCCAUGUGAAGACUGUGAUGCGGGCACUACAUCAACUUGGGAGGACUGUGAUUAGGCGCACUGAGAUGGAUGGGGUCCAUCCUUACAUUACGGAGAACCCCCACAAUUAUCCAUGGUUUGAGAAAUGUCUUGGUUCAAUGGACGGCACAAUGAUUAACGCUCGAGCACCAUCUAGGCUGAGUAAUGCAUAUAGAAAUCAUCAUGGUCAAAUUGCACAAAAUGUACUAUGCCUAUGCGACUUUAAUAUGAAGUUUCAGUAUGUAUAUACUGGCUGGGAGGGCACAGCACAUGAUGCAAGAGUAUUCCUGGAUGCCUUGAGUCGACGUCGGAAUCAAUUUCCAUGGCCACCCGAAGGGUAUUAUUACCUUGUCGAUUCUGCAUUCCCAUGCAUUGAGAAGUUUAUGCCUCCAUAUCCGCGAGAGAGGUAUCAUCGCUCUGAUCGUUAUAGCGGCCGUCAAUUCCGAGGAUAUAAAGAUUAUUUCAACUUUCGACAUUCAUCGCUGCGCAACAUUAUUGAACGUACAUUUGCGUUAUUGAAGAAUCGAUUCCAGAUAUUGAGUGCUAUGCCUCGCUAUCGCCCUACCAGGCAAGGGAUGCUCGUUACCGCAUGUUGUACACUGCACAACCUUAUUAAAACGGUAACGCCGAAUGAUGAGUUCAUUCAGGCUGCAUUGGAGCUUCAGUUUAGUCAAGAAAAGAUGACUGGGGCCGAUAAUGAUGCGGGCGACACAUCUGAAGUGGUUGACAUGUCCCAUGAGUCAGCCAGCGCCAUGAUAGCACAGAGAGAUGGAAUUGCGAUCCCUAUGUGGGCAGAUAGGUUUGGAGAAUGA